Babjeviella inositovora NRRL Y-12698 is the source of this 789-nucleotide messenger RNA. RefSeq names its product Rho family GTPase (gene RHO2). Lineage: Eukaryota; Fungi; Ascomycota; Pichiomycetes; Serinales. The coding region runs from base 59 to 637 and encodes 192 amino acids. Gene Ontology annotation, biological process: small GTPase-mediated signal transduction. The record is from RefSeq and is a predicted model, not a curated record. The transcript has a single exon. Gene Ontology annotation, molecular function: GTP binding; GTPase activity.
CUUUUGAAGUUUGAAUCCCACUCGCCGUGAAGUUUUUUUCUUUGCUGAAGUUACCUAUAUGACGGAUUCAAACAUAAGGCGAAAGCUAGUGAUCGUGGGUGACGGGGCCUGUGGGAAGACCUCGCUCUUACACGUCUUCACGCUCGGCGAGUUCCCCACGGAGUACCACCCCACGGUGUUUGAGAACUAUGUGACAGAUUGCCGGGUAGAUGGUAAGGCGGUACAGUUGACGCUCUGGGACACUGCAGGCCAGGAAGAGUACGAGCGGUUACGGCCAUUGUCGUACUCCAAGGCCCACGUUAUCUUGAUCGGAUUCUCCAUUAACGACCCAGAUUCUUUUGCCAAUGCCAUGGUAAAGUGGAACCAGGAAGUAUCUAAGAAUUGCCCUGGGGUGCCGAUUAUCUUGGUAGGGCUCAAGCGGGACUUGAGAGAUGGUAGUGAAGAGGCAAACAAUAGGAGCAAAUUUGUGCAACUAGAACAAGGUAAGCGAGUCGCAGCCGAGAUAGGAGCCAGAAUGUAUAUCGAAAGCUCCGCUUUGACUGGUGAGGGUGUCGACGACGUCUUUGAGUAUGCCACCAGGGCUAGUUUGAUAUCUUCUGUGGCCAAAUCAGAUCCUGCCUGCUGCCUGAUAUCUUAAUCAAAAUCAAUGUCUUUCAAAAUAUGCCUCCUACUGAUAAACCUUACUGUCAGUUUGAAAAAUUUUCUGUUUCAGCUCCUUUGGCAUGUCUGUUUUAACUAUUCUUGGUUAGCGCUAACUCUAGUCGAACGUGCUUGACCCCUUCACUUCUU